This is a messenger RNA of Pseudogymnoascus destructans, 402 nucleotides long. RefSeq lists its product as uncharacterized. Bases 1 to 402 code for a protein of 133 amino acids. The record is from RefSeq and is a predicted model, not a curated record. NCBI's taxonomy places the organism in Eukaryota, Fungi, Ascomycota, Leotiomycetes, Thelebolales, Thelebolaceae. The transcript is spliced from 2 exons.
AUGCUCCUCCCGGCCUCGGAUCUCGACGUUUUUUUUUUCAACCCAAUUUUGAUGGGGUGGUCAGUCAUUACCUCCAUCCAGAAGCGCCACCAGCACCACACAGCCCACUCGCCAUAUGAGUGGAAGGAGAGGAGGGAGUUCUCCCAUAACUGGAAGGCCAAGUUCCGCGGCAAUGCCCGGGUCAUCACCACAGACCUCGCCUGGACCAACCUCAUCACGCCACCCAACCCCAAGGUCACCACCACACUGGAGCAGGGCCUCGAGCUCAGCAAGCACCUCACGCUGCUCCAGGGCAUCCCCAAGGAUGGUGGGAAGGAUGGCCUCGACAUCCAGCCCGUCACCGUCUUCAACUCUGCUGACAAGGACCCAGAGCAGCUCCUCGUCUACAUGAGGGGGGGCUGA